AUGGCCCCAGUCGACAUUAUGGAUCGUUUCAAGAUGUUAUAUUCGAAACAAACUUACAAUGAUCCGCCUAUGCUAUCAAUCAAUACUGCCGCCGUACUCUCUAUCCUCGUAACUCUGGGCUACGUGGUACCAUUCUACAUCUCCAAAACCACCCGCCCAUCUCCAUCUCUAAGUCGAGAUGCCCCAUCCGUCAUCCGGAGUCGGGUGAGGGCCGUAACAAUGGCCUGUGUCGCCAGCACCGUCUUUGUCCUGGUUCUCAUUGCCCUCAAAGGAAAUGACACUCCGCUUCCAGAGGCGUUGAGGCUUCUCGGCUGGUGGCCCAUUGGCAUUGUGGAGAUUAUCAAGAGUCUUCUCUUGACCGCGAUAUUGUUUGGCGGUCCUUUUUUUGAAAGAGGUGUUGUAGAGGACGGCUGGAAAUCCUGGAUCCGGGGACAGGGUUUGUCGGAAACACUUCGAAGCUGGAUUGGUUUUCGAAAUUAUGUUGCUGGCCCCAUCACGGAAGAAAUCAUCUUUCGAUCCGUCAUUAUCACGCUUCAUUUACUAGCCAAAAUGUCUCCAGGGCGCAUCGUAUUCGUAUCCCCCCUCUACUUCGGCAUCGCACAUAUCCAUCACUUUUACGAAUUCCGACUAACUCACCCCGACACACCAAUCCCAGCCAUUCUAUUUCGGUCAAUAUUCCAAUUCGCAUACACAACCGUCUUUGGCUGGUUCGCCGCUUUCUUGUACCUAAGAACCGGCUCCCUUCCGGCCGUAAUUCUUGUACACAGUUUCUGUAACUGGUGCGGACUGCCUCGACUGUGGGGACGCGUUGAGGCUGAUGUUUCCGUGGGACUGCCGCAGAUGCGAGCCAAGGAGGAUAGUGAAAUCAGUCCGCUGCAGGUUGCGGGUAGUCAGUUGGGGAUUAGCUGGACGGUUGCGUAUUAUGUGCUUCUGGUGGCGGGUGCGGUUGGGUUUUAUUAUGCAUUGUGGCCUUUGACGGAGUCGAAGUUGGCGUUGGCUGCGUUUUAG
Messenger RNA from Talaromyces marneffei, 1008 nucleotides. RefSeq lists its product as uncharacterized. Gene Ontology annotation, biological process: CAAX-box protein processing. Gene Ontology annotation, cellular component: endoplasmic reticulum membrane. The record is from RefSeq and is a predicted model, not a curated record. Bases 1 to 1008 code for a protein of 335 amino acids. The transcript is spliced from 4 exons. Gene Ontology annotation, molecular function: metalloendopeptidase activity. NCBI's taxonomy places the organism in Eukaryota, Fungi, Ascomycota, Eurotiomycetes, Eurotiales, Trichocomaceae.